GCUCGGCUAGUGGGGUAAAGCGGUGGUAUUACGCAAACAUUCUCAGGUCGAUAUCUUCUCUUCGUCUGUUUCCGCCAAGGAGGGGGCGGGGAGGGAGGGGGGGGUCUCGCGAAAACAUCUGAUGCGGAACACUUUGACUCCGCGCGCUGGAGCUGGAGCUGCGCAUUCCACAGAGGCAGAUGAGAAGAAGCCAGUGAGAGGGCGCGAGGGAGAAUGAGAGAGGGGAUGUGGUGGAGUUUGGAGCAGCUGGCGUUGCCCCCGGUGACGGGGCUGUUGUCCCUGGCGUCGCCGCCGGUUACAGGGUUGCUAUGGUCACUGUUGCUGCUCUUCCUGUGGUACUGUUACCGCCUGGGCUCUGACCCCUCCCCUCGGGGGCGUGGCCCGAGCCUCCCACGCCAGGCCAGUUUCCCAGAGCCCCGCCCAUCCACUGAGGCCAAUGCCCCCAUCACUAUGGAAACGGGUGACGGACAGGGGGCGGAGAGUUACCUGGCGCCGGUGCUAAGCCCCGCCCUCUUCCCUUCGGGGGCGUCGGCAGGAAGCAGGAAGCUGUACGAGGCGCUGCAGGAGUACGCCAAGCGCUACAGCUGGUCUGGCAUGGGCCGCAUCCACAGAGGGCUACGCCUUCAGUCCAGAGUGAAUGAGCGGUUCUCCGUCCAGAAGCCACACCUCUUCUACCUGCCUGACGUUCCAAGCACUCCGUUCUUCCCCCGAGACGCCCAUCGCCAUGACAUCGAGGUCCUGGAGGCCAGCUAUCCCAUAAUCCUCGCUGAAUUCCAGGCUGUGUACCAGAGGGGCGUCGACCCAAAGCUGGGCUGGGUGUGCCAGGGCCCCAAAGGCCAGGCAGUGUUCCCCCUGUAUAACGCGGGUGUGUGUGUGGGUUCUAACUGCCGUGCGUGUCCGUACUCGUACCGGGUCCUCCUGUCUCUGCGGACCUUCAUCGGGUCCAACGCCCUCGGAGCCGCCGGGUUCUGGAUCCUUCCGCCGGGAGUCUGUCUGGGCGGGGCUUAUGGGCCCACUAACACACGCCUGAGAUGUCAUCUGGGUCUGCUGACGCCCCCCCAGUGUGAGCUGGUGGUGGGGGGGGAGCCUCAGUGUUGGGCAGAGGGACACUGCCUCCUAGUGGACGACUCCUUCCUUCACACCCUCUCACACAACGGUUCUGCUGAGGACGGGCCUAGAGUGAUCUUCAGUGUGGAUCUCUGGCACCCCAAUGUGGCCGCAGCAGAGAGACAGGCCCUGGACUACAUCUUUGCUCCGGAACAAUAAACACAACAACAACAACAAUAACACACACACACACACAAACACACACACACACACACACAGCACAC
Messenger RNA from Clupea harengus (Atlantic herring), 1331 nucleotides. RefSeq names its product aspartate beta-hydroxylase domain containing 1 (gene asphd1). Gene Ontology annotation, cellular component: membrane. The transcript has 6 exons. The record is from RefSeq and is a predicted model, not a curated record. Lineage: Eukaryota; Metazoa; Chordata; Actinopteri; Clupeiformes; Clupeidae. Bases 214 to 1266 code for a protein of 350 amino acids.